Molecule: messenger RNA, 423 nt
Organism: Ceratosolen solmsi marchali
Lineage: Eukaryota; Metazoa; Arthropoda; Insecta; Hymenoptera; Agaonidae
Exons: 3
Coding region: 11-358 (115 amino acids)
Source: RefSeq, a predicted model, not a curated record
CCUUAGUGAAAUGAAGUCAAGUAAUAUGAAUGAGUCAUUCUUAAAAGUACCCUGUUAUUCUGGACAUUUAUUACAAAAUACACGUUCUCGAAAAUGUAGUAUUGUACGAGAAGAAGAAGAUGAAGAUACGUCAUCUGGAAAAGAUGAUAAGUGUAAUAGUGCUUUUGUAAACGCACUUGGUCGACGUGGUUCACGUUCAGAAGGAAAAUUAUCUCGUAUUUUUCAAGAUAGAUUGGCGCAAUUAUCAGGUGAAGAUUUGGAAUUAAAAUCUAUGCGAAACGCGCACGAAGAUUCAUCGAUAGAAUGUAAGGAAUUACCUUUAUAUCAAAUGAAAAAAAAACCAGGUAGCUAUGGGUAAAAUCAAAACGGCAGACGAAGUAGUAUACUUACAGUGACUACUCUGCAAAAUGCAGAAUCACAACU